This is a messenger RNA of Aricia agestis (brown argus), 1623 nucleotides long. Its product is annotated as cytochrome P450 4d2-like. The transcript is spliced from 10 exons. Lineage: Eukaryota; Metazoa; Arthropoda; Insecta; Lepidoptera; Lycaenidae. Gene Ontology annotation, molecular function: heme binding; oxidoreductase activity, acting on paired donors, with incorporation or reduction of molecular oxygen; iron ion binding. Bases 124 to 1623 code for a protein of 499 amino acids. The record is from RefSeq and is a predicted model, not a curated record.
UCACAUUAUGAUAUUGUAUUACCGCCAGAGGCUGCACUCCAAUAUUCUAUUCAAUUAUACUCAGUAAAUACAAUACCGAGUCGGUUUAAUCGCAAAGCAGACCGUAUAGGCCCCGGGCGCGGCAUGGUGUGGGUGGCGGUGCUGCUGGGCGUGGCGCUGGUGGCGUGGCUGAGCCGCCGCGAGCUGUACCGCGACCUGCCCGGCCCCACCCGCCUCCCACUCCUCGGCAGCGCCUUCGCCUUCCUCGGAACUACUCACGAGCAGCUGUGGGAGCUGCCGGCGGGCAUGUUCGCGCGGUACGGCGGGCGGUUCGCGGUGAAGGUGUGCCACCAGUACGUGCUGCACGUGCGAGAGAGAAGGGACGUGGCCGCCGUGCUGUCUCACUCGCGCAACAUCACCAAGAACAUCGCAUAUGACUUCGUGCGCCCACUCCUCGGCGACGGUCUACUCACAAACACAGGUAAAACGUGGUUCACCCAUCGGAGAAUUCUGACACCCGCCUUCCACUCCUCGGCGCUGGAGCAGUACCUGAGGGCGUUUCGAAUCGCUGGGGCCGAGCUGGCAGACGAGCUACUCCUCCAGCAGCAGUCGCAGCCUGAGGGCGUCGACCUGCUGCCCAUCGUUAGUAAACAUAUGCUCCACACCUUGUGCAGCACCGUGAUGGGACUGGAUGGGGGCUGCUCGCUGAAGGGUGUGGAGGAGUACGAGGAGGCGGUGCGGGACAUCGGCGCGGCGGCGGCGACGCGCCUCGCCAACGCCUGGAUGCACAGCGACCUGGUGUUCCACCUGCUGCCCGCCGGGAGACGCUUCCGCCGGGCCGUGGAGGUGGCGCGCCGCUUCGCCGACCGCCUCGUAGAGAGGAAGUCGGUCGCGGGGAAGGGACGGGGUGUAGAGGAAAGGGCGGGGGAGGACCGGACGGUUCUGGAUCUGCUGCUGGCGGCGCGGCGGCGCGGGGAGCUCGACACACAGGCGGUGCGGGAUGAGGUCAACACCUUCCUCUUUGCGGGGCACGAGACCACGGCCGCCGCCGUCACGUUCGGUCUCAUGCUGCUCGCGGAGCGGGAGGACAUUCAGGAGCAGUUGUACUCGGAGUACGCCACUGCGGUGGGCGCGGAGCCGCCCUCGGCCGCCACACUGGCCGCCUUGCCGCUGCUGGACGCCGUGGUGCGCGAGGUGCUGCGCCUCUACCCCAGCGCGCCCGUCAUCUCACGACUCGUCGACGAGGACUUCGAUAUGAACGGCGUGGUGGUGCGGCGCGGCACUCACGUGGCGGUGCAUCUGUACCAGCUGCAGCGCCAGGCGCGCCAGUUCCCCGCCCCGGACACCUUCCGCCCCGAGCGCUUCCUACGUCCCGCCCCGCCGCCGCCGCCCUUCGCCGUAGCGCCCUUCAGUGCCGGCCCCCGCAACUGCAUCGGUCAGAAGUUCGCGCGGCUGGAGCUGAAGGUGGUGCUGGGCGAGGUGGUGCGGCGGCUGCGGAUGUCACCCCUCCCCGCCGCGCGCCCCGCCCUGCGCGCCGACCUCGUGCUGCGCCCCGCCCACCCCGUGCGCGUGCGCCUGCGCCCCCGCCCCCCGGUGACGGCGCCCCGCAUAACCCGCGCGACCUCCGUCUUGGACCAAGAAUAA